GGAUCGCAGGGCAAGGGUCCGAUCCACACUUCCAUCUAUCACGUGGCCUCGUCGUGCCGCUUUAAAUGAUCCAAAUGACACUGGUCGCGAUGGCAGUUCAAUUUGACAACAGUCCAGAGUGGUUGCUUCAGCCGCUGCGACCAACACUUCAGAGCCAUGCUUCCUUACUGCAGGUUGCCUGUGGCUGCCCUUCGGCGGGACCUGCUGAAGCAGCAAUUCCUCCUCAACACCGGCAGGACAGCCGCCGCACUGCGGUACAGGAACAUCUCCAGCUGGAGUGAUUCUGAAACUCACACUCCGAGUCAUCAUGAAAUUCGAAGAUCUUUGGCCCAUGCCGUUGAGCGCAGGAGACGAGGCACUGGUUUUGCCGACCGGAGUCAAUUGAAGCAAGCAAGGAGAAUCGUCGUGAAACUCGGUAGUGCUGUCAUAACCAGAGAAGACGAGUGCGGCCUCGCGCUUGGCAGACUUGCCUCUAUUGUAGAACAGGUCGCAGAGUGUCAAAUAGAAGGUCGCGAAUGCCUAAUGGUGACCAGUGGUGCUGUUGCUUUUGGAAAGCAAAAACUCACCCAAGAGCUGCUCAUGUCCCUCAGCAUGAGAGAGACUUUAUCGCCCAAGGACCACACCAGAGACGUGAGCAAAUACUUUCGACACGUGGGGGAGGCCGACACAUUGGUGGAACCACGUGCUGCAGCUGCUGUUGGUCAGUCCGGACUCAUGUCACUGUACGAUGCAAUGUUUGCUCAGUAUGGUGUCAAAUUGGCCCAAAUUUUGGUUACGACCUCUGAUUUCCGCAACGAAGAAACGCGCCGAAACUUAUUCAGCACACUUUCCGAGCUCAUCAGUCUUAAUAUAGUGCCGAUUAUAAAUACUAAUGAUGCAGUAACGCCUCCGCCAAAAGACGACGAGGAUCCUCACGCUAGCAAACGUCAGGUGAUUCGUAUAAAAGACAAUGACAGCUUAGCUGCAAGACUGGCUGCAGAAGUGCAGGCCGACUUGUUGAUUCUGAUGUCAGACGUCGACGGCAUUUACACGUGCCCUCCAAGUCAAGAAGGGGCAAGACUCAUCAGGACUUACACUCCUGACAUGUCCGGCCACAUCGAGUUUGGGGGCAUAAAAUCUAAAGUCGGAACUGGAGGAAUGGACUCAAAGGUCGAAGCUGCAACUUGGGCUCUUGAUCACGGAGUCUCGGUUGUGAUUUGCAACGGAAUGGAGGACAAUGCAAUCAAAACUAUUUUAGAUGGCAGAAAAAUUGGCACAUUCUUCACAGAGGAAAAGAGCCACCAUCUUCCAGUCGAACAUCUUGCUGAGAAUGCCAGAAUUGGUGGUCGUCAGUUGUUAGCUUUGACACCCGACGAGCGUGCUGGAGUAAUCAAAACAUUAGCUGAUCUCCUUAUCUCAAAGCAGAAAGUUGUUCUGGAAGCAAACUCGGCAGACAUUUCCGAAGCCCACAGAAGAGGCACCGCCAAACCUUUGGUUGACAGACUUUCGCUGACACCAUCAAAACUAAAAAAUCUCAGCACAGGUUUGUAUCAAAUUGCUGAUGCGAGCCAUACCAAUGUCGGAAGAAUCCUUAAAAAAACUAAAAUUGCUGAUAAUCUGGAGUUGAGACAGAUUUCCGUUCCAAUUGGUGUGUUGCUGGUCAUAUUUGAAUCUCGACCAGACUGUCUUCCUCAAGUGGCCGCACUUGCAAUGAGCUCGGCAAAUGGACUACUGCUGAAAGGUGGAAAAGAAGCGUCCCACUCCAACAAGGCUUUGAUGAAUUUGGUCAGCGAAGCUCUCGACUCCGUGGGCGCUUCUAAAGCUGUCAGCUUGAUUUCAACACGCGACGAGAUUAGUGAGCUGCUUGCAAUGGAGAAACACAUCGAUCUGAUUAUUCCUAGGGGUUCCAAUGAACUGGUCAGAUCUAUUCAAGAGCAGAGCCAAAAUAUUCCAGUUCUUGGACACGCUGAAGGUGUUUGCCAUGUUUAUGUGGACAAGCAUGCAGACCUUGCGAAAGCUUUGAAAAUUGUACGUGACUCUAAGUGUGACUACCCUGCUGCGUGCAAUGCAAUGGAAACUUUGCUUCUCCACGAAGAUCUGGUUAAAAAUAGUUCAUUCUUCUUAGACAUUUGCAAUAUGCUCCGCCGAGAGGGCGUGACGGUGCAUGCAGGCCCGACUCUAUCGAAAAUGUUAACUUUUGGGCCAUCACCAGCAAAGUCCAUGAAGAUAGAGUAUGGUUCUUUAGAGUGUUCCAUUGAAUGUGUCACAGACGCCGAGGCAGCUGUGGAACAUAUACUGCAGUAUGGCAGUGGGCACACGGACGUAAUUGUGACCGAGGAUGAGACAACGGCUAAGACUUUUAUGAACAAAGUUGACAGUGCGUGCGUUUUCCACAAUGCCAGCUCGCGUUUUGCUGAUGGCUACAGAUUUGGUCUUGGAGCCGAGGUUGGCAUCAGCACGGCAAGAAUCCAUGCACGUGGCCCAGUGGGUGUUGAGGGACUAAUGACGACCAAAUGGGAAUUAGUGGGCAAUGGACAUGUCGUGUCAGAUUUUGUUGAAGGAGGGCCAUGCCAGUAUAUUCACCAAAAUAUUCCCGUUUGAAUUUAUAUAACGUACUGAUCCAUUCAUUGUAAACAUUAACUUAAGCUACUAAUUUUAAAAUUAAAUUAAUUGAAAUACAAUAUUUCCGUAUUUUUC
This is a messenger RNA of Neocloeon triangulifer, 2676 nucleotides long. RefSeq names its product delta-1-pyrroline-5-carboxylate synthase (gene P5CS). Gene Ontology annotation, cellular component: mitochondrion; cytoplasm. Bases 157 to 2580 code for a protein of 807 amino acids. Gene Ontology annotation, molecular function: glutamate-5-semialdehyde dehydrogenase (NADP+) activity; ATP binding; glutamate 5-kinase activity. The transcript has 15 exons. The record is from RefSeq and is a predicted model, not a curated record. Lineage: Eukaryota; Metazoa; Arthropoda; Insecta; Ephemeroptera; Baetidae.